This is a messenger RNA of Protopolystoma xenopodis, 414 nucleotides long. The record is from the annotation of a GenBank genome assembly. Lineage: Eukaryota; Metazoa; Platyhelminthes; Monogenea; Polystomatidea; Polystomatidae.
GGGUUAACUGGAGGAGCGCUUGGUCCGCCUGCCCGACCGGAUGGUCUAACUGUCCGGGCGGUGGGCAACAACGGCCCACAACGGAGACUUCUGUCUCCAACUGGCACCAACCGUCGAGCCGAGCGAGUGUCUACUCAACUCCGACGCCGACUUGAUGGCCCAGCAUCGCUUCUUGCGCCCCGAUUUUGCAUUUAUCCAAAUGGCUUUUACGCUAAUUUCGGUAAUCCCGAUGCUGCUUCAAUCACAAUUUGGCAUCGAAACCGUCAGCACGACGAGACGAGUGAGGAGACGGCUAGAGUCUGCUGUCAGCCUGCUUGGCUGUCGACAGGCGAUUGGCUUCGUCUACACACCCUCGACGGUACCGACUUUCAUCCUCCGCAUGUUCACCCUCUUUUGAACCGGCCUCGAGUGUGA